This is a messenger RNA of Sorghum bicolor (sorghum), 2316 nucleotides long. RefSeq names its product U5 small nuclear ribonucleoprotein 40 kDa protein. Lineage: Eukaryota; Viridiplantae; Streptophyta; Magnoliopsida; Poales; Poaceae. The record is from RefSeq and is a predicted model, not a curated record. The coding region runs from base 130 to 1788 and encodes 552 amino acids. The transcript is spliced from 7 exons. Gene Ontology annotation, molecular function: protein binding.
UACACCCACGACGACUCGCGGGGACGCGGGCGGGCGAGUGGAGGUCGGACACCCAGGAGACGCGCGGCCGCUCCGCUUCGCUGCCCAACCCCUUGUCCUGACCUCGAACCGUCCGCCGCCGCGUUCGACAUGGGCGACCCGCCGGCGCUCAAGAGGCCCAAGCUCGAGAAGGACGACAACGGUUCCACCUACUGCCCCUGCCCCGCCUCCAAUGGCGCGGGCGCCGCCGCCGCCAGUGGGGCGCCGCCGCGUGACGACGUGGAGGAGGAGGAUGAUGACAUCUCCGAGGAGGCGGUCGUCGCUCUCAUCGCGCACCGCGAGCGCGACGUCGAGCGCUGCAAGCUCAAGCUGCUCCACUACCAGUCCCUGCUGGACACCGCGGAGAUGAAGCUGGAAGAGGCGCAGUCGCGGCUCGCCAGGUUCCGAGAUCGCAAGCCGCCAACAACCCGGUCGGAACCCAAGCUACCGACGCCGCCAAUCCAUAGGGACCCCAAACCAUCCCCGCCGCCAAUCCAGAGGGAUCUCAAGCCAUCGCCGCAGCCGCCACUGCCAGAGAAGAAGGCUCCCUCGCCCGCGCCGCAGCCAUCGGCGAGGCCGCAUCUUGUCAUCCCUGGGACCAGCAACCGACCGGCCCCGCGCCCUGAGCCCAUGCCUGGGUUGAAGAAGGCUGCCGCCCCGUCAUCUUCUUCAUCACCGGCGCCGCCGGAGCGGUCAAGGAAAGAGGAGAAGAAGCCCAAGAGAAAGAUUGAACAGAAGGAGCAUCAGAACUUGAUCCCAAAUGUCAAGAAAUCAUCUGCAACUGUGCUUAAAUUUCAAGGUGGCAAUUUGGUCUCGAGCCAACACAGGAGGAAGCUUAGGUGUCUUGAGCUAUGCCCUGCUAAUGAUCAGCUCGUUGUUACCAGUGCGCUGGAUGGAUUGGUUACUUUAUGGCAAGUGGAGACAAGAGGACCUUCUCUCUCAUUUCGUGGCAAAACAGAUUUCUUUUCCCCAAAGCAUAGAUGGCCUGAAGAUAUAGCUUGGCAUCCAGAUGGCGAGACGAUUUUUGCUGUAUACACUGCUGAUAAUGACGAUUCUCAGGUUUCAAUGACAAACCUUAUAUCAGGACAAAGGAAAGUUACUUUCCUACCGGAGAAGCCUCACACAAAAGGAAUCAUAAAUAACAUAAGUUUCAUGCCCUGGUCUGAUGCAUGCUUCGUUACUGGAGGAAGUGACCAUGCUAUUAUACUUUGGGAGGACAAAGAUGAUUCAUGGAAACCCAAGAGAGUGCAUAAGGAUUUCCAUUCUUCUGCUGUCAUGGGUGUUGCUGGAUUGCAACAGAAAAAAACAAUAUUAUCAGUUGGCUAUGACAAGAGGAUAAUAGGAUUUGAUCUCUCUGCUGGACGGACAGAGUUCAAGAACCUAAUUGAUAGCAAAUGCAUGAGCGUAUUAGCAAAUCCAUGUGAUUUCAACUUAUAUAUGGUGCAGACAGGGGCUCCAGGCAGACAGCUGCGCUUGUUUGAUGUCAGGCUUAGGCAAACUGAGGUUCAUGCAUUUGGUUGGAAGCAAGAGAGCAGUGAGUCUCAGUCAGCUCUGAUUAACCAAUCAUGGUCUCCAGAUGGCUGGUACGUGUCGUCUGGUUCAGCAGAUCCUGUGAUCCACAUCUUCGACAUCAGGUAUCAUGGCCAGAAUCCUUGCCAGUCUGUUCAGGCACACCAAAAGCGAGUGUUCAAAGCUGUUUGGCACCAAACAUUGCCAUAUCUGACCUCCAUAUCAUCGGACCUCAACAUUGGAAUCCACAGAUAUUCAUGAAAGUGCCAUCAGGUUUUGGGCUGAUUUUGGUGCUCAGCAAUGCUUUUUUGUAGUGAAAUAGGAACGUUCCAUGAAGACCUGUGGAAUCUGCUUGCUCAAAGCAGGACUUUGCAUCAAUUGAAGAAACAGCAAAAUCAGCGUGCUUUGAGUUUGUUUUGCUGGCUGUGCUUCGCCAUUAACUGUGGAAGAAUAUUGCAGCUCAGCAGCUGAAGAGACCCACAGUUGGAUGUUUGCUCCAGUUGAUCGAAACUUUUCCAUCUUUUGAGCUGCCGCGGGAGUGGGUAGGUCAUUCACCUGAAGACUCUUUGGCUCAAUGUGUUGCCCUGGUUACUUUGGGAAGAAAACAGUCAAACUGCACACAUUAUGUCCAAUAUAUACGGCAAUGUAUUCCCCGUCUGUUACUGCCUUUUUGCAGUAGAUUUGCCCAUGUUUGGGCCGUUUACAGGAGCUACAGGUUUCAGUUUCUCCCAAACGAAAGUAAAAUAAUAAUGCAUCCAAGAUGCCUCGCCCAGAGUUUUUUGUUCGGUA